UGAAAUCUCGGAGAGCGAGAACACAUUACUAGGUCAUGUCGCUCUACUUUCGUUUCGCAUUUUGCAUUUAGAUUUGUUUUAAAAUAUUUUCCCCGAAAAGGAACGUAUCGUUUUUAAUAUAUUGAAACAUGGUUACGACGAUAUAAAUUGGCAUAGAUGGUUCAUAUAAAGAUUUAGUAGGUAAAUUGUCUCCUGGAUACCUCGCAAAAUCUGUUCGAAAUUUGAUGAAAAAAUUGUCGUCUGCAAUAUCCGUGACUGAAAAUUCGGGUCAAGUUUGAAAUUUGGUAAAGAUUGAAUGAACCGACUCCUCUUAGGCACAUAAGUUGAAGUAUGAUGGCUGAGCCGAGAAAUGAAUCUAGCCAUAGUAGGGAUCUAAGCACUGUGUUUUCUAUUUUAGACAGUUUGGUCAAUCAAGUUAUAACUUUUGAUAUGCCUUUAGGUAAUUCCCCAAUAACUGCAACAGAAGAUACAAUAAUUCUGACUGGACAGUGCAAUCAAAGUAUUGAAAACUUAAACGAAAAUUGCAAAAUUAUCAAGGAAACCAGUUUAGAUAUUUCAAAAGUUGGUGUUACACCAGAUGGCAUUAAUCCGACCAGCAUUUAUAUGGAAAACCAAGAACAAAAGGAAACUUGCUCACAAGAUGACUUUUUUUUACCAGAGUCAGAGAAAGAAACUUUGAUCCAUGCACUAGAUCUAAGCGCUGUAAAGUUGGUUGAAAAAUCAGAAAAGCCACUGAAUGAUCGCAAGGAAAGUGUCCAUUUUAAUUCUCCCAUCUCAGUGUUAUAUGAAUAUCAUGUAAGUCCAGUGGACGAUAAUGACACACAGAGUCUGGGAGAAAGUAAUAGAAGUGAUUCAGAUGAUACUAAUACUUCACAAGAUGCCAAAUUAGAACAAAAAAGUAGUAGUACACAGGAUGAAGACUACUGGUCUAAAGCAGUUCUAUGUAGUGAAAAAGAAAGUCAAGACAGAGAUGAUGAUAUUAAAAUGGAUUUCAAACAUUCAAAUGAUUAUUCACUCUCGAAUAUUGGUAAAUCAGAAGAAGAGAACUCAGAAGACUUAUUUGCAGCCAAUGACCCUCCAUUACAAAUUGAAGAUGAAAAUAACAUUUUGCCUUUUUUGAAAGAUGAUAAUUUCCUAGAAGGAAGUGAAAGCCAUGAAACUUGCUCAAACAAUUCUGAAAUAUUGCCUUGUGAAAAUAUGUUGUCAACAUCUGAAAUAUCUGAUGUAAAAAUUUCUUCAGCUGAGGAAACAGAACAUUUUUCACUUGUUUCUUGUGUUUCAAAUGAAGUAAAUGAAAAUCAACAUGGAAAAAGAAAGCUGACUGAAGAACUUGUCGAUGCAAGGAAAGAAUCCAAAAAAUUGAAAGCAUCACAAGAAGAACGACCAGUUUUCAAUACAUGUAAGGUGCAAAAUAAAAGGAAGCUGUUCAAAUUUAAUGAAGAAAAAGGCUUGAAAAUGGCUAAGUUGGAUUUAGAACAUGAUAAGGAUCACAAAAUUAACCCAAUGAUGCUUAAAACCAUUGUUGCUGAACACCUUUCUUGCAGUGAAGAUUAUGUUCAAUGGGCAAAUGAAAACCCUAACAAAUCUGCUUAUAUCAAAGACCAGAAACAAGAAGAGAAUAUAGUUAUGCAUGGCACAUGCUUAUCAGUAGGAAUGAAAAACAAUACCACUUUAUGUUUUGAUGGAAAUUCUUUCUCUGAAAAAAAUGAAGGAAAUCUAGAAUUUGAGGAUACAGACAAAAUCGUUUCACAAAAUACAAGUAAUGAAGUGACAAAAUUUAAUCACAAUAAUUCAGAGGAGUCCAUUGUUGGAGAAGACGAACAGGAUAAUCUGUUGUUGGAACAAUCUGACAAUUUAAAUAAAAACAUAGAAAUAAUAAGUAAAAUGAAUUUUUCAAACCAACUGAAUGUUGAAAACAAUGAAUUGUCAGAACAGGAUAUCAAUAGUAAUGAUUCAAACAAGAUUUGUUGUGAAGAAAAUUUUGGUGUAUGUUCAGUGGAUGAAAAUACUAGUGUAGAUGCAAAGAUGCAAGGAAACAAUACUUGCUCAAAUGUUAUAUUCCAAGAUGAUACCGAAGCCAAGGAGACAGAAAACUUUGAUAGAAACAAUAUUGUUCAAGCAUCUUGUGCCAAAGAUGACUCUCAGUCAAUUGAUCAAUUACUUGGCACUGUAUCUGUAGUUGGAAGCUUAGAUGUUACUGAAAAUGGAGCUUCUGAAGUUUUAUUAGAUGAACAAAGUACUUAUGAUUAUAAUAAAGCAGUUCACAUAGAGACAAGUAGAUAUGCAAAUGUGCAAUUAUUAACUAAAGUCAACAAUUCAACAAUGUUGAAAGAUGAAGAUGUCAAGGAAGAUAGCAUAACCACAAAUGUGGAUAAAGAUCAAAAGGUUGUCUUAGCUGAAAACAUUACAUCUCAAGAAGUUCCAAACCAGAAUAUUGAGGGCUUCAAUACUCAAUUUAUUGAAAAUGAUUUAGUGUUGAGAAACGAAUCUGAUGUCAAGAUAGAUGGCAUAGCCACAAAUGUAGAUGAAGAUCAAAAGGUUGUCUUAGAUGAAAACAUUACAUCUCGAGAAGUUCCAAACCAGAAUAUUGAGGGCUUCAAUACACAAUUUAUUGAAAAUGAUUUAGAGUUGAGAACUGAACCAGAUGUCAAGAUAGAUGGCAUUACCUCAAAUUUAAGUGAAUUUCCAAAGGUUGUCUUAACUGAAUACAUUGCAUCUCAAGAAAUUCCAAACCAGAAUAUCAAGGGCAUCAAUAAUCAGUUAAAUGAAAAGAAGUUAGUGUUGAGCGAUGAAGAUGUCAAUGAAGAUAAUAUAACCAUAAAUGCAGAUGAAGAUACAAUGAUUGUCUUAGCUGAAGACAUAACAACUCGAGUAGUUCCAAACCAGACCAUCAAGGGCAUCAAUAAUCAGUUAAUUGAAAAGAAGUUAGUGGUGAGAGAUGAAGAUGUCAAUGAAGAUAAUAUAAUCAUAAAUGCAGAUGAAGAUACAGAGAUUGUCUUAGCUGAAAACAUAACAACUCGAGUAGUUCCAAACCAGAACAUCAAGGGUAUGAAUAAUCAAUUUAUUGAAAACAAUUUAGAAUCAACGGUGGAACUUAUACACAUUGAGGAUGUCAACUUUACUUCUGAAAAAAGCAGUGGUUGUGCAGACUUUGAAAAAGAAAUUGAAGAUGUUUGUCGUAAAGACUAUACAAUUGGCAUUGGAUUAAAGUCUAUUGAUGAUUCUUGUGAAAUAAUGUCUGAGUCUGAAACCACAAUUAACCACAAAAGUAGUGGGUUUGAAAUUGUGAAUGAACAUAUUGAAACCAGAAAUUGUCAAAAUGAACUACCUGCAACUGGUGUUGAAAACAUCAAACAUGGCAAAUGUCUGGAUAGUGAACCAUAUAAAAACCAAUGUACAAAUGUAAAAGAGAGCAUCUCCAGGCAGAUGUUUGAUGAUUUUACAGAAAAGUAUGAUUUGAAUAAAGUAGCAGAUAUGAACUCACCAGAUGUUUGUGAGUUUAUGUCAGCAGCACAAGUGCUAUCACAGUCAUCCCAGUGUAGUGGCAGCACUGGUUUUGUAGUACAAUCCAAUACACAGUGUGCAUCAGAGGAUGCAGAAAGCCAGGAAUCUCUUAAAUACAUGUAUAUUACAUUUUCAAAACCAGAUAUAUGUGCUGAUACAAACAUAACAGAAAGUUGGUUGAAUGAAAAAGGUGAUGCAUUUGAAUCAAAAUCUGGCGAUGAGCUGAACCAAACAAAUUUUGAUGUAGCAAAUGAGAAGAAAAACUAUGAAAGUUCAUUUCAUGAGCAUAAAAGGACAUUAUUAUUAGAGUGUGGAGAUGAGGGUUUAGUUAAAGAAAUUGUUCAUAGCUGUUCCCAGAGCAAUGUGCAUGAAGGCAUGGCUGACUAUUGUUCCAGAGUCAAAACUGACAUGAUUAAUCAGGAUGAGCAGCUAGAUAUAGAGAACCUUGAUUUGUACAUUGAGAAAGCUGUGGACCAGCUUGUACCAGACCAUGACAUGACUGCCUCUCCAGAACAGAAUCCAUCACACACUGAUGAUGAACCAUCACUGUAUAUGAAGCAGUCAGAUAAGAAAGUGCACAUGUAUGCCUGUGAUGCUGACCUCCAUGAUGACUCUGAUACCCCAGUGUGCUCCCCUGUAGAAAAAACAGCAGCCAAGAGCAGAGAGAGCUGUUUUCAGUGGAAGUAUACCCCCUCAUGUGAUCAGAGUCCCGAGUCUGGGGUUCCGGAGCUACCAGACGAGGACCACAUUGUGAGGAUCACUCCUCUAAAUUCCUGCUCUAAACCUCUGAGACUGGGCCUCUCCAAGCGUCAAACAGUGCACAGCCUGCAUAAAAUCAGUGUUCACAGAGUCUAUCCUUAGACUGAAGUGUUCAGACUUGUAUUGUUUUUCUUUGUUUGAAUGUACAUACAUUUUUAAAGAAAACUGAAAUGUUAAAAAACUUUCGACUAAAGUGUUCAGACUUGUAUUGUUUUUCUUUGUUUGAAUGUUGAUACAUUUUCAAAGAAAACUGUAAUGUUAAAAAACUUUUGACUGAAGUGUUCCGACUUGUAUCGUUUUUCUUUGUUUGAAUGUACAUACAUUUUCAAAGAAAACUCAAAUGUUUAAACUGUUAUUUGUUUUUUCCAAUCACAUACCUUACUUUUCAUGUUACAUAUGGUGUUUGUAUCAGUGUACUUGUAGUUUACAGAUCAGUAAAUAAUUGAUAUGUUUUAAGUAGCAUUUAAUGGCCAGCGCAAGUCAGAUUGUUGAAACUGUCUUGUUAAUGUUUGAACAAGUGACAUUAUCAACGUUAAUGACACUUUUAUGUGUUUUAUAAUGUAUGUAAAAGUGUACUUGCAGAUCAUUUUCAGUAAAAAUGUAAAUGCACACAGUUGUAUUCUUUAGCUGACGCACAUUGUACUCAUGGUGAGCUUUUAGGAUAUUUUUUUAAUGAAACUACAUAGGAAUUAUCAUUUGACGAACCUCUUUCAAAGCUGUUCAAUCACUUUCAAUCCAUUACAUAUGUAGGUCCCUGGAGAAAAAAAACUACCUGGUGAAAAUAUUUUUUUAUAAAGAAAUCUUUGAAACCACAAAGGUCAGAGCUAUAGUUGUUGGCGUCUUGUAGUCGGGAUAUCAUCAGCAUAUAUCAUCAUUCCAUUAAUGUUGUUUUUAUUUGCAACAUCCAUAGCACUUUUUUUUCUAAUGUGUCGUCAACUGUCAUUUGCACCCCAUUUUCCUUUUGUUAAAAUUCAUAAUUACAAUCUUAACACUAAUUAAUUGUUUUUUAAAUCUGAUAGCCAUUGUGUAAUGGCCACAGGUGCAUCAUGUAUAGUUAAAAUAUAUACAUGUAGUUUUAAAUGUUAUAAUCCAUUACUUUUAUUGUUAAACUUCUAGAAGAAGUUGGUUGUUAUGUUAACAUUACUUCUUUGUUAAACAUUUAUGAGAUGUUGUGAUUAUGUUUACAUUACUUAUAUUGUUAAACGUCUAUGAGAUGUUGGUUGUUAUGUUUACAUUACUUAUAUUGUUAAAUGUCUAUGAGAUGUUGGUUGUUAUGUUUACAUUAAUUAUAUUGUUAAACGUCUAUGGGAUGUUGGUUGUUAUGUUUACAUUACUUAUAUUGUUAAACUUCAAUUAGUUGUUGGUUGUUAUGUUAAAUUUACUUUUAUGAUGAGCCUUCUUAAUUUGCAACCAAGCAAAACUGUGAUAAAUGUUGUAAGCUGUUAACAGUGGAAUAAAGACAAUACAUGAACACAAAUGU
This is a messenger RNA of Dreissena polymorpha, 5743 nucleotides long. RefSeq lists its product as uncharacterized. NCBI's taxonomy places the organism in Eukaryota, Metazoa, Mollusca, Bivalvia, Myida, Dreissenidae. The coding region runs from base 331 to 4365 and encodes 1344 amino acids. The record is from RefSeq and is a predicted model, not a curated record. The transcript has 6 exons.